UCUAGUGCCAACCCCCAAAAAAACAUUACCUGCAAAACCCAUAGCUAUCAUUUAUGAUCAGCUUAAAUCAUGAUUAGCCUUUAAUUCGACGACGAUUUUUUUUUCUUGCUAUGAAACAGUUUGGGGGAGCUCUGAAUUAUGCCCAUGACCCUGAUUGGGGCUUCCACGAUUCAACAACACUGAGAACUUGGAGAGCGAUUGUUUUGGUACGGCAAUUUGUUCAUUGAGGAGUAGACGUGAGCUCCAGGAUCACGCCCCAGUAGUAGUAAACCUCACUCCCCUUAAUAUCCAUUAGAGAGGUAGAGGCCACGCCCAUCCCUCCCCAUGCAUCGACUCACAGCCCGGAGCCCGGUCUGGCCGGGUGUGACUCAAGUGUGGUCACAGUUGAUUGGCCGAGAACUCCAACCCUGCACCUGUCCCGCCUCCUGGUCGCCCACACGCCUCUUCAGCAUCUCAACUAGUCCGUUACGUCAGUUGAGCGACAAAGAUUGGGUUCAGAGCUUCUUAUCCCAAGCGGUCAAGAAGUCGCCGUCGGUCAGUUCAGAGUCCAUGGGCCAUGGAGAAGGUGCUCAGCGGGCUCAGCGAAGGCACCGAUUAUUCCACGAUUUGAACUUUGAGCCAGACAGACAUGGACGGCACCACGACCGAUUUUCGGAUCGUUCCUCCCUGCACGACCAGUAUAGCGGCUUUAGCGACAGUAUGACUGAACCCGAUUGGCGGAAUAUGGCCCGCCCACCGCCCAAUUUCGAUUUCUAUCAACCGGCUGCCAGUGUGACCCAUCGAAGUGCGGAGGAAAUCCAGUCGUUUCGGCGCGAGAAUCACAUUCAUGUGGUCCAAGGCCAAAGCCAUGUGCCUCAACCCAUCCUGCAAUUUGAUGAGGGUAAUUUUUCCCCCGGCAUUUUGAACGUCUUAUCGCGACAAGACUUUAGCACACCUAUGCCCAUUCAGUCCCAGGGUUGGCCAAUUGCCUUGGCUGGCCAGGAUCUGGUAGCCAUUGGCCAAACGGGCAGUGGUAAAACAUUAGGUUACCUGUUACCCGCACUCAUGCACAUCCAGCAUCAAUCGCCCUUGGCCGCCCGAGACGGUCCCAUUGCCUUAGUUAUGGCGCCUACCCGGGAAUUGGUCAAUCAAAUAGGCCAAGUGGCGCACGCCUAUUGCAAAGGCUUGCAAUUGCAAACCACGUGUUUGUUUGGCGGUGCUUCGCGCAGCCGGCAGUUGCGGGAUUUAGACCGCGGGUGCCAUUUGGUCGUGGCCACGCCGGGUCGUCUUCUUGAUUUCCUGUCCAGCCAUCAGACCAACCUAACCCGCACCUCUUAUGUGGUAUUGGAUGAGGCUGACCGUAUGUUGGAUAUGGGUUUUGAGCCGCAGAUCCGCCAGAUCCUAGAUCAAGUGCCACCUGAACGUCAGAUGCUCAUGUGGUCCGCCACGUGGCCCCAAGGGGUGCAGGAAUUGGCCACAGAUUUCUUUCAGAGCGAUGAUCACAUUCACCUCAACAUAGGGUCGACCCAACUGCAUGCGAAUAAGAAUAUCACCCAAAUUGUGGAUGUGGUGACGAGUCAAGACAAGAUGCCCAGCUUUAUAGACUUCAUGACCAAUGCUCGUGAGCACGAUCCUCAUGCCCGCAUUCUGGUCUUUGCAGACACCAAACGUGCCGUCGAUAUGCUUCAACGGAUCCUUCAGAACAAAAGGAUUCGCAGUCAUGCCAUUCACGGCGAUAAGAGUCAGUCGGAUCGCGAUCGAGCCAUUCAAGACUUUCGGUCGGGGCGAAUUUCCACCUUGAUCGCCACCAAUGUGGCGGCUCGAGGUUUGGAUGUGGAUGAUGUCAAGUGCGUGUUUAACUUUGAUCUUCCGACCUCCAUUGAGGAUUAUGUGCACAGAAUUGGCCGGACUGGCCGCAGAGACCGAAGUGGUGUGUCAUACACAUUGGUGACCUCCGACAACAUCAACCAAGUGGACGAGCUCAUCCAGGUGCUCAAGGAAGCCGACCAAAAAGUGAAUCCAGAUCUGAUUGAGUUGAGUCACCUUAAAAAACAAGGCCGAGGAUUGGGGAAGAAAUCAUUCCGAAAAAGCGACGGCUAUUCCAAGCCCCGGGGGCGAAAACGUUACUGAAUGUAUCCUCAAUUGUAUGUCUUGUCCAGGGCCCUCAAAUUUGGGCUUCUUACUUCGAGGACUUCUUUCAAGGAUUGCACUGAAUCUUGAAUGUCAAGGAAUAAAUGUCGAAAUUUGAA
Molecule: messenger RNA, 2228 nt
Organism: Tigriopus californicus
Lineage: Eukaryota; Metazoa; Arthropoda; Copepoda; Harpacticoida; Harpacticidae
Exons: 1
Coding region: 325-2109 (594 amino acids)
Cellular component (GO): ribonucleoprotein complex; cytoplasm; nucleus
Molecular function (GO): ATP binding; RNA helicase activity; RNA binding
Source: RefSeq, a predicted model, not a curated record